Molecule: messenger RNA, 1437 nt
Organism: Cuscuta epithymum
Lineage: Eukaryota; Viridiplantae; Streptophyta; Magnoliopsida; Solanales; Convolvulaceae
Source: the annotation of a GenBank genome assembly
UGUCGGGUCCUGUUGACAAAGAAAGAGAGACAAAGGGGUCGGGUGAAAGGGAUAAAUUAAAGAAAAAGAUGUAAAAGUGAAUUUGCCAUCGAAUUGUAAGAUUUCGUAUACAAAUCGCAUCUGUUACUAGUGUAUGGAUACAUAUCCCUGUGUUCAAUUUCACCCAUUAUUUUCCUUUAACAAGGUGGGGCAUAAGGAAAAUCCAUUCAUCUUCUUAAAAGGACUUCGGCGCUCCAGGCCAGUCAGCCACAACCUCGAAAUAGAAGCAUUGUCGAAGAUGUCUCAAAGCCAACCAGGUGAUAUGCUGGUAAAGAAAGUCAGCAUACGAAACAGGCAUGCUGAGAAGCUUGUGGGUUUGCUGCACGAUACUGGAUCUCCAGAUAUUGCAGUUUUGUGUCAUGGCUUUCGAUCAUCCAAGAGCUUUAUGAAAAAUAUUGCUGCUGCCUUGGAGAAGGAAGGAAUUUCUGCAUUUCGCUUUGACUUUUCUGGAAACGGGGAAAGUGAAGGGGAAUUUCAUUAUGGUCACUAUCAGAAAGAGGCUGAUGAUUUGCAUUCUGUGGUUGAACACUUUAUUGGGGAGAAACGCAGGGUAGUUGCCAUUCUUGGUCACAGUAAAGGAGGCAGUGUUGUUAUUCUGUAUGCAUCCAGGUAUCAUGAUGUUGAGAAGGUGAUCAAUGUUUCUGGCCGCUAUGACCUGAGGAAGGGCAUUGCGGAGCGUUUGGGUGAAGAUUACCUGGACAGAAUCAAGAAAGAGGGGUUUCUAGAUGUGAAAAACAAAGCGGGAGAAGUGCAAUAUCGUGUUACUGAGGAAAGUUUAAUGGACCGACUUAACACUGACCUGCACAAAGCUUGUCUCCAGAUUGACAAAGGCUGCAGGGUGUUUACUAUACACGGGUCGAAUGACGACAUCAUUCCUGUGGAAGAUGCUUUUGAGUUGGAUAAGGUCAUUCAAAACCACAAAUUGCACAUAAUAGAAGGAGCCAGCCAUGAUUUCAUGGCACACCAAGAUGAUUUGAUCUCUACUGCUGUCUCCUUUAUAAAGGAAUGAAGAAGUUCAUCACCAGAACUAAAAUUACGUUAAAUAAUAAUAAUUGUAACAACAACAACAUCAACAACAAUAAGGGUCUUUCAUUUGUGGCUGGUAAAACUAAUGGUCCUUCCAUUUCCUUACUGGUAUAGAUGGUAAAUUCUCACCCUUUUCGGAGGAUAGUAAAAUCAAGUUCCAUGACUUUUUCUUUUUGGGUUAGAUGUUAAACCCGUUUCUUUAAGUUAUUGGUGUAGAAGCAGAAGCAGCCAAUCUGAUGAGGUGGUUGCACAUGAUGCAAUCAUAGAAAUAGGCUCCAUAUUUGUGAGAUUGAUGCAUCUUGUGGCAUGUUUCUUAGAUUUUUCAGAUGAUAAAUAUAAACUCUGUCCAGAAUUCAGAACAUAAUAUCGAAU